This is a messenger RNA of Python bivittatus (Burmese python), 4679 nucleotides long. The record is from RefSeq and is a predicted model, not a curated record. NCBI's taxonomy places the organism in Eukaryota, Metazoa, Chordata, Lepidosauria, Squamata, Pythonidae.
UGGCGGCAGCGCGCGGAGCGCCCCGGAGGUGCCGAGGAGCGGGCCUGACUGGAGCGCCCGGGGCGGGUUCGUCGGCCCCUUCGCCGAAACGCAGAACGUGAACGGAAAGUUUUUGGUCUGAUCAGUCCUGUUUUCGCGCGAAAUGCUCCACAUCUUAGGAAUUCUGCAAGGGGCAGCCUGGAAGGAGCUGGAGCUGUGGAGCUGAAACCCUGGCUAGGUCAGCAAAGCCGUUUCCUGGAAGCUCCUGCUCAGACAGGGCAUCUCAGGAAAUAAACCAGAAGAGCCUUACUGGGUUAACCAAGGAAGGCCUGAAAAGGUUGGCCAGAUACCAGCACUGUUGAAGAAAAGACCCUAAGUUCAGCCACCACUUUUUUCCCUCCGCCAUGUCCGACCUGGAGGAUGAGGAUGAUGAGACUUGUUGGAACGACCUGGAAAGCUUCCGUGUGACGCUGAUUACAGUGAUCGACCCUUCCAGGAUAACACCUUACCUCCGGCAGUGCCGAGUCAUAAACCAUGAUGACGAGGAGCAGAUCCUAAAUGAUCCCAGUCUGGUACUCAGGAAAAGGAAAACAGGGCUGCUCCUAGAUAUUCUCCAGAGGACGGGCAAAAAGGGUUUUGUGGCUUUCCUCGAGAGUCUGGAAUUGUACUACCCUCAUCUCUACAAGAAAAUAACAGGCAACAACCCCACCCGGGUCUUCUCUAUGAUUAUAGACACGGCGGGGGAGUCCAGCCUGAUGGAGUUGCUGAUGAGCGAGGUCUCAAAGCUGCAGGGGGCCAUCCGAGAAGAGAGGCAGAAGGUUCAGGAGCUGAACAUGGCCCUCUGCACCAAGGAGGAUACCAUCAAGGAGAUGAGGGUGAGGGACAGUGUCCUGCGCAACUAUCAGGAGCGGACACACAAGAUGAAGGAGGAGAGGGAUGCCCUUAGCAGGGAACUGAAGCUGUGCCGAGAUGAGAACUAUGAGCUGGCCAUGAACUACGCCAAGCAGAGCGAGGAGAAGAACACAGUGCUGAUGAAGAAUCGGGACCUGCAGCUGGAGAUUGACUGUCUGAGGCACAGCCUGAUCAAGGCUGAAGACGACUGUGACCUGGAGCGGAAGCACACGCUGAAACUGAAGCAUGCCAUUGAGCAGCGCCCCAGCCAUGAGGCAGUGUGGGAAAUCCAGCGGGAGAAGGACUUGCUGUUGGCCAAGAACAAGGAGCUUGAGAGUACCCUGCAGGUCACUAAGAAAGGCAGCUCCGAGAAAGACGGUGUCUCCUUCCAGGCCCUUGAGGCCGAGUGGAGGCGGGUGCUGAAGGAGCAGCAGGAGCUGGUGAACACCAUCUGUGAUUUACGCCAAAUGCUCCAGAGAACUGAAGAUGGGCGGGACAAACUUGUAGGAGAGAAGGAGCUGCUGGAACUGAGAUGUACUUCCUUGCAAAAUGAUAACCAAAUUUACCAAGAUCGUAUCAAGGCUAUCUUAAAGCAGCUGGAAGAGGUGGCUGCGGAAAGAGACCAGGCUCUUCUGACCCAGGAGAGGUGCCACAAGCAGUAUUCCCAAAGCCUGAGAGAUAAGGACAGCUACCGGAAACAGAUCCGGGAGCUCGGGGAGCGUUGUGAUGAACUGCAACUUCAGCUCUUCCAGAAAGAGGGACAGCUGCUGAGUGCCGAAGCCAAGCUGAAAAGGCUGUGCCUCGAUCCUUCCACUCUGACUUCAGAUCUUGAAGAAAACUCAUCCCGGAGCUCUCAAGAGCUGACUCCCCAUGAAAAUCCAGAUGAAGAUGGGAAAGCAUCUUCCAAAGCAAGUAUGUUCAUCUCUGAGGAACACUCCAGCAUCCAGGAUCCACAGUUUGGUGUUCUUGAAAACAAUCAUCUUCUUCCAACAUCACAAGAAGGAGACCUGUCAGAGAAAGGGCGUCGGCGAAUGAAGGACAGUUUUGAGCAUUAUCGGAGAAAGAGAGCUCUACGAAGAGCGCAGAAGAGCAGGUAUCAUGAAGUGGACUGGGAACAUUCGUCAGGAAGUGACAACACAGACACCGAAGGUUCCUGACCUCAUCUCCUAUUUGGAGGACAAGGUGGAGAGUUCUGGAGACUCUUCUGUCUUGAUGCAGCUCAGCCAUCCUCUCCUCAUUUGCAAGCAAAGCGGGCAGUGGGAUGGCUAAACUGUGGAACUGGGUUAUUAUUCUGAAGAUUUACGGAUUUACAUCCCUACCCAGGGCUGACUGAAUGAUGCUGUCAAGAUUCUUCCCUAGUAUCUGGGGGCUCUGGGGAUUUGGAUGGGGAAGAACAAGUUUGGGCUCCAUCCAAACAAGACUGAGUGGUUGGGGGGGUUUAGCCACUCCCAACCCUGCCACAAUCUGGAGACUUUGCCAUUUUAGAUUCUAGAUUUUCUAUUUAUAUAUUGUUUGUUUGUUGUUACUUUUUUCUUUUUGAUUUCUUGUGUGUUUAUGUGGUAUGCCACUCUGAUCACACUGGCCUGAGCUGGGUGGGUUUAUAUGUCUUCAAACAAACAUUGCAACACACUGUACCUGGGGCUGCCCUUAAAGACCAUCUGUAUGCUACAAUUAGUCCACAAUGCAGCUGCACAGGCAGUGACAGGCAUCCCCUGGUCCAUCCAUGUAUCUGUACUACCUCGUGAGCUCUGCUGGCUUCCUAUAAGCUUCCAGGGGUUGGUGAUCAUCCAGAAAGCCCCUCAUGGCUCAGGACCAUGUUCUUGGUGGGUCUGCCUAUCUUCUGUUUGACUUGGCCUUCCCAUAAAAGUCCAACAGACUGAGCAUACUCAGUGACCGCUUCACAAAACCAUAUCAUCUUGUGGGACCUAGGCACCCCGCCCCCGGAUCUGGAGGGCCCCAACCCUGCUGGCCUUCCCUAUGGCUUGACAACCUGGAUGGUUCUCAUGAGCGCUCGGUUAGGAUGCUGGAGGAACCUAUGUGGAGAAUUGUAGGAGCGGUGGAAGAUGGUGGGUUUCAGGCUCUCUUUGGGGCUAUUUUCUAUUGCGCUGCAGUGGCGCUUGGACAUUUAGCAUGGCUUUGUUUUCCAUCCUGCCUCAGCCACCCAGCAUCCUAUUUUGCAAGUGAGGCAGCCAUGCAACUCACUUUAAUUAAUAAAAUGUAUAAAUCAGAAUCCCAGUUGGAGACUUCCUGGGAAAUGGGGUAGGCUGGGAGCUCCUGGUGCUCAUGCAGAUGCAGGUAUAUUUACUUUCCUAAACAGGGAACUCAGGCACGUAGGUCGCUAUGGGCACUUGAUUUACUAUUAUGUUGUUAUUUUGUCAUUCUUUGACUAUCUUUUCCAAGGCCUUUGUGGCUGCUCUACUAAGUGCUAGUUUGUGGCAUAUUCCCCAACUGUUUGUUCCUUUCCUGUUGCUGGUUAAUCCUAAAAGGAAAAGCUAUCCAUCACUUCAGCCAGGAUAAUUCACUGAUUGGUUGGGCUCUCACAUGUCAAGAGGGUACUGGUUAGCUUCCUAUGGAGAAGAUUACCCUGAUGUCAGUUGAACAACGUGACACAGUGACUACCUCUCUUUAACUGUUUGGAUUCAGCUGCCAACCAGAUCCAUAGCACAGCCAGGAUGCCUUCCCGGACUGGCCUCCAUAGUAUCUAAAAUGUCAAAUACACCUAGGCCAGUGGAAAUUCGAGCAAAAAUCUUAGCCACAGACACAGAUCAAAAGGUAAUAUCUAAUUAUAGCGCUCUCCCUUAAUUUCUGCAAGAUUAUCUAAGCUGCACUCUGCAUAGUAAUUCACCCCAUUUGAUUUACAGACUGUAAAAUUUCAUCCCCUUGGAACCCCUCAAUCUGAACACAUGUAUAGAUCAAACAGGACAUUUCCUGCAAGAUUGGGGUGAAGCCAUGAUUGUCCCUUUAAGAAGGGGAAUAGAGCAGAUCCAGCUAAUUAUAGACCUAUUAGCCUUUUAAAUAUCAUUAGUAAAUUCUAUGCAUGCCAUCUAGAUUGGAAAUUGCAGGACAUGAUAAAGGAAAUAUCUGUAUUAGGUAACAAAACACAGGCUUGAGUCAGAUUUAACUCAAAUGGUGUGCUAACCAACCCAAUACCUGUUGAGAAAGGAGUCUGAGGGGGCUGCAUUGGGGCCCCUACAUUAUUUAAGUUGCACCUACACUCCCCAACAGGCCAUCUGACUCUCCAAUUUACACCUGCCUCAGAUGGGGGGGCCCAGGUGUACUUCUAUAUGCUGAUGACAUGGCUAUUAUCUCACAUUAGUUGGCCUCAGACAGUCUCUUGUGGUUUUUGCUAAAAAGCCUAAAACACGAAAGUGGACCAGUUUCAAAUAUCUGGGGAUGGUCCUACAUGCUACUGGCUUUCAGAAAACCCACAUACAUUAUAUGAAAUAAGUAGCAUGGAGGAGGCAAGGAAUGUAUUCCUGCAGGCACAGCUGCGAGGGGCAGUUCUGAAUCCAGAGAAGAUGCGUCAAUUACUUAACAAUACAGGUGAUCCAUCUGCGAUAUUCCUGCGGAGUUACUGUUUGAUCAAUUUAUUCCUUUGUGUAUGGAUGGAGACUAAUUCAAAACAGCAGCCCUGAUUUCCUUGGAAUUUGGGCAUUGUUUCCCUCCUGUUCUACCGCUGGGAUCUUUCUUUUGUAAGGGCCCUAAGUCAAUUUCCCAUUUAGGAGUGUCUAUCCCUAUUGGGAUAGAUUCACUUCAGAAAGUGAAGAACUAAAGAGCCUCUUGAUGAGGGUGAAAGAGGAGAGUGCGAA